AUGGCCGAGGCCCAUCUCGUCCGUCCUUCAACGUCGUACUCCGGCGCCUCGGGUAUACAGAGGAGGUUCCUCCUCUCGAGCCCGGGGCGGCCUCGCACUGCAACCGGACACAGCGAUCCCAAAUUCUCCCCGACACACCCCGCCGGUUUGGCCGUCAGGGUCUGCGUCAAGUUUCAGCCCUCUCUCGACCUUAUCUACGAGAGACAGUAUCAGGCUUCAAACGGAUUCGAGCCCACGGAAGAAAUAUGUCAAGCCCUCCUGCGCCGCCUGACCCAUUGCUCAAAUGAACUUCUCACCCGCAGAGACUCGACCGCCCUUGAGCGGACCAUCCCUCAGAUCGGAGAGGGUAAGCCGCUGCGGUUCGAGCUGAUUUACCAAAUCUACAGAGGAGGUCCAGAACCAUGGGCUACCAAGUCUUACAAAUCUUACCAAAAGUACCCUUUGGAUAAGUCGUCUGCCAUGGAAGUCGCCCGCUCCACUGACCGCAUCAUCGGUUCAUUUCUCAAGCUUCAUGACCGAUCCUUCAGGUGGAUGCACGGCAAGAUGCGUGAGCGAUCCGGUAGCGAGCUGGAGAUUCUCAAGCCGUUGAGCAACCCAGUCUCCCUCCUUCACAUUCCACAGUCACGCUUCGUUGAUGCUACCCAGGACUGGGAGUUCAUCCCUGGUUACGAAAUUACCCUGCACUUCCGAAGCCGAUGCAAGUCUCGCAGGCAAAGAGAAUGGGAACGGACCCUCACUCUCAAAAGCAAACAGAGCUCCCCUCUGACCUUAUCCCACGGCGAAGAUAUGGCUUGGGUAUUGUCAACAGCGAUGCAACGUUCUCUGGAUUCGCGAAAAAUGGCCUUCGACCGCCAACAUCGGUCUUGCAACCGAUUCGACUUUCUAGAGGAGUGUCAUCACUCCGAGCAGAACGCUGUCCAUGUCAGCUUCCAGAUCCGUAACCAGCUCGGCUUAGAUCACAGGCAUCUCCGCCGCGAGAUUGAUAGCAACUUGCUCCUCUUCCAGGACCCCAACGGUCUUGACUGCGAACAGUUUGUCAACCAGCUCGAGCAUGCAUUUUCUGCAGUUCGUGACGAUACUGACAAGGAACUGACCGAGAUGGACGAUCUCCGGUUAACAAUCUACGAACUUUCCGGCCGUGGUUGGAAGGCAGAGAAACCAUUCGCAGUCUGUCUUGAUUCGACCGCCUGUUACUCUCGAAGGACCAUCAAGGCCAUUUUGGACCGAGUUCAGACGGGCGUCGCCGAUAUCCUCGGUGGCAACGACAUGAGCAUCACUUUAAUGGUUCACAAGCGUGGCCAUUUGGUUUUGGACAAAACCCUCGUGGCCCGUUCGCCAUACUACGCAACAGGGCAGCGCCAAGACGAAGAUCCUGAGACUGUGAAAGAGUCCUUCCUGACGAAACUCAAAGACCGCAUUCGAUCAGACAUCUCCAUGGUGGUAAAAGACACGUGCUCGCUGUCCGACUGCGAACCCCAGAACAUUCGCGUUGUUGAACGGCCAGUUCCUGCAGCGAAUGACCCUGCAGAAAUGGAAGCCUUGCCGUCCAGCAGCCCGCUCCCAAUCCCGACACCCAAUGGGCCCGUGCCGGACUCUUUCGAUGGCAGUUCUACUGAACCGUCCGAACCUCUGGGGCAGUGUGAAACGCUUCAGAACGGUGGUGGGGUCAAAACGAUUACCGACGGCGUCAUUGACACCGUGGGGCUGCCGCAACAGCCUGAAACUCCAGCCAAAGCAAAUGCCUUCAAGGAUCAAUUCGAUGGACGAAGCAGUCUGUCCUUCUCUUUGACCGAGGACGGGGAGACUACUUAUCCUUCCUCCUCGUCAGCCCCAAGUCUCAUUGACGGCGAAAUUGGUACGCCCCGCGACAGUUUGCUCGUUACGCCUACCUUUUUGCGAACGCUAUCGGGUCACCCUCAGCACUUUAAUGCGAACCCGAAUAUCGCGGAUUCCGAGACCUCCGACAGCGAGCUAAUUGACGAAUCACUGAUAGGAGCUUCCACGCCGACAAUGCAGCGUUUCAAUGGACCGCGACGGUUCAACCUGUUCGGCAAGGGCAGCCAUUCGGUUUCGCGGCAAUCUCUCGUAUCGACCGAAUCUGAGUCCGAGAAGCAGUCGCUAGUCGAGUCUGAGCCAGCGACCGAAUUCGAGAAUGUCCAAGUCCAUGUCCAAGAACUCAAGUCGGAGUUGAGCCUAGUGGAGCCUGAAUCCGCGCCGGCGCCCUCUCUCGCUACGCCCGAGCCGCACCGGGAAGCCACCAUUCAAGAGCCUGCUUUUGGUGGUUGGCUGGAGUACUGCUGCGUCUCGGUCGAUGCGGAAGAGCCGCCGGUCGAACCAGAGCCUCCGGUUGGGCAAGAGACUCCCAAAAUCGAGAGGCCGAUCGGGACAGAGCCUGUGAUUGUCAUCACUCCAGAUAAGGAGCAAACUUCACCCGCUUUGUCCUCUCGUCCUCUCGAGGGGUUCUUGGAAUAUGCGAUUGAAACCAUUGUCGAGGAAGAUGAAGAUGACUCGGACACUGAGUUCCACGACGCGGACUCCAUCGCUCCGUUAGUCGUUGUGCCUAGUCCCUCUAGUUUUGCAACCGCUUUGGAAACUGGCCUCACUUCUCCAAUCAGCCUGAACCACGCGGCGUCCGACUUGGGGCAAACGAAAACCUCAUCUGAUCUGUUUGAAUCCGUUUCACCUCCCGUGCUGGGGACAAUCUUGUCGCCGUCCACCGUUGAGGUGACCAAGACCAAUUCAGUUGUUGAGAAUGAGGCAGCAAAGCCCGUUCCGACUUCUCAGGUCGAUGCUUGUACGUCUUCACUUGCCACCACCGAAUUCAAUUCAGCCCCAUCCGUUCCUGAGACUACCGAGCCCUCCCCCGUUCCCGAAGCCGCGAAGCCCUCCCCGGUACCUACCGAGCCUUCCGAGCCGAGACUUAACCCCUCCGCCGAGAUUCACAGGGACCCGUCCUUUCUCGUUUUGAAUGAAGCCCCGUCCGUCUCAUCGGAAGCCCCGCGCACACCGACAACAGACUCGGUGCCUUCAUUCAGCGAUAAGGACGAGACCCGUGGAUUGUGUACCCCACCACUGAUGACAGAAACUGAAGACUCGGACUACUCAGAGCCUUCCGAACCAUCUGUGCCGUUCCCCGACCUUCCUGUCGAAGCUGCGGCUCACGAUGAUUCCAAGUCCCUGUCCCUCUGGACACCGUCAAGGGCCUCGUUUCUUUUCGAUGACUCUAGUGAAAGCUACUUUGGACCUACCCGCAAGAUGUCGAUCCCGCGCCCUCUUUUCAUGCGACCUAACUCGAGCGUAACCUCCUUCAGUCGUCCUUUCUCUCACAAGCGCCAGUUCUCUUCCCCGACUGCGGGCUUUUUCGGUUUCCAGGAGCCGCGACGUCUCGACAUCGGGCUUCGAGGUGCUCUCUUCGGGCUUGCCGCAUUGCAGAAGCAUGGCAAACUGGAGCGGAGCAGUUCACAAAUUCUGCUAAAGCUUGAGAACGACAAAGGUGCGGUCGUCGCGCCCGGCAGCCACAGCAACCCCGGCAGCCGUCGAAACAGCGAGGCGAGAGGUAUCGGUAGUGCUGGAGUAUUAGGUUUGGGGAACGCCUACGCGUUUUAG
Messenger RNA from Colletotrichum truncatum, 3606 nucleotides. RefSeq names its product pt repeat family protein. The record is from RefSeq and is a predicted model, not a curated record. NCBI's taxonomy places the organism in Eukaryota, Fungi, Ascomycota, Sordariomycetes, Glomerellales, Glomerellaceae.